Hydatigera taeniaeformis is the source of this 888-nucleotide messenger RNA. The record is from the annotation of a GenBank genome assembly. Lineage: Eukaryota; Metazoa; Platyhelminthes; Cestoda; Cyclophyllidea; Taeniidae.
AUGUCCAUACAAGAUUUUUCGGAUAAUUUGUCUACCCUCUCUUACAUACCGCCUAGUCGGUGCCCGACUUGGCUUUACAACAAAAAAGAUAAAUCAUUUCUUGGUCGGACUUGCGCAUCCUGGGCAAAAAUAUUUGUAUACUAUUGUUUCUUUUAUGCGAUCCUCUUUGGAUUCUUCUUGGGGAUGAUAAUGGUCUUUCUGCAAUUCAUUGUCCCUGCUAAAGUUCCAAUGCGAACUGGGCACCAGAGCCUUCUCAGAUUCCAACCAGGUCUGAUGAAUGGUCUUGGUAUGAGACCUAUCAUUGAUGAGGAUAAAACCCUUAUUUAUUACUCAAGCAGAGAUCCUCAAGUUUACUACGAAUAUGUAGACAACUUGAACGCCUUGAUAUCAUACUACGAGGCAAUAAAUGAGAAACCAUCGACUGGUUUUGCCGAUUGCACAGGUUUGAAGUCGCCUAAUGAGCCGACGAAAGUAUGUCGCUUUGAUUUGACGUCCCUUGGACCCUGUAACAAGUCCAACAACUAUGGCUAUCCUGAUGAUAAGCCUUGUGUCAUUCUUAAGCUGAAUCGCAUCUAUGGCUGGAUGCCAGAUGUUAAUGACACAACAUUUCCGCACACUUUGGUCACUUGUGAAGGGCAGAACCCUGAGGAUCAGGUGAACAUUGGGCCAAUGAGAUUCUACCCGGCGAUCAAUAAGAACAACACGGAAUAUGGUGUGUUUAACAACCAAUACUUCCCAUUCCUGGGCCAGAAUGGUUAUACAUCGCCAUUGGUAGCAGUGCAGUUUGAGAAAUUGGAGAAACACAUCCUUAUCCUCGUUCAGUGUCGUCUCCUCGGCGCCGCAAAUGUGGAUCCAGAACCAGUCAAAUUUGAGAUCCUUCUGGACUAA